CUUUUGUUUGGAUGUGAUGGGUUUAUGCUGUACUUGUGUUCCAUUCAUAAUUGCCUUUAGUAUUUGCCAUUCAGCUUCUCGCUGCAGUCUUGUAUUUUGCAUCUGUAGCUGCGGAGUGCUGUGUGUGUGCGCUGCUGUGCUGUGCUCCGUGAGUCCGUGUGUACUUGUGCGUGGGUGACUGUGUGCCUCUGUGUCACAUCAGAUAGCUCUGAUGACAUCAGCCCAGACAAGACAUCAGGGGGAUGGGGGAGCGAGACAGAGGUGGCGGUCUUGGGGGGAGGGAGGGGGGGCAAGGGUAGGCGGGAGACGUGUGUCAUCUGAAACGCACGACCAUCAGAUUUGGAGGAGUGCAGAUUUGUGAGCAAGCUGUCUCUCUGAGUGUGCUGUUCGAGAGCCCACCUGCGUAGGUUCGCCGGGUAGGAACAGCCUCCUCGGCGUGUUUUCUGCCGCAAAUUUGUGCUGUCUUCUCAGAACUUGGUGUUCUCUAUGCAGUCGGAAUGCAGUGAGAAUGCAGACGUUGUCACCAUGCUCUGCAGCUCGCUGAGAAGCUCUGCUCUUACGGUGAAAUGAUUGCUUAGCAUUCGCGUGUGCGCACACACACACAAACACACACACACACACACACAGAGGCUGCCAGACAGUGGAGUCAAUUGAGGAUCAGUGGUCAUCCUUCAGUCACGCUGAGAAACCUUGGGCUGCUCUUCUAGGAGGACCUCCUUCUCCUGCUGUGUAUGGGUGUAGAAUGGGUCUGUACACCUGUGUGUGUGUUUACUCACUUGUUUUAUGCAUGUUCACGUUUCAUAUGUACACAAUAUUCUGUCUCUGGCUUGCAUCCACUGUUAAUUCAGCAGUUAAGAGGUCUGAACAUAAAUCCUUCUCUGAAAAUAUGUUCGUGGAGAAGCAGACCACUUGCGUGGAUACUUGCUCUGUUUAUUGUGUAUGAAAUCAUGUCACUUAAGAAAUGAAUGGCACUGUGCAACUGUGUGUUGUUCAUUGUAUGUGCCAAAUCAUGUCUGCUUGUUUGUGUGUUAACUGUUUGUUGUGCGUACGUCUUGCUGAAGUGUGUCAGUUUGUGAAUGUGUGUGUGUGUAUGUGUGUGAUUGUGUGGGUGUAGGGGGUGGGGUAAGAGUAGAUGAGUCAUGGCUAUGUGGAGCGUUGAACACAUGGCCCAGGCUGUGUUCUCUGUUGUUGUGUGUUCUCCCUCCUACGGCUGGAGCCGGUUUUUCCACUCCCUCCCGAGCGCGUGAGUGUACAUGAGCGUGCGUGUGCACUGCCUUGGUCAGUGGACUUCAGUGGACUUCGCGUAGCUCUCAGAGUCUCCGUGUCCUGGCUGGCACAGAAGGACGUCUGACCCCGUGUGUGUGAGCGCCGGGAUUCUCCGGCAGUGCCACCGUGCUGCCUGAAGGGGGAGAGAGGAGCCUGCCACUGAGUUAACUCCUUAAAACCCGACUGUUUCAAGAGUGGGUUCAGUGGAUGGCCCCAGAAGAAGAAGCCAGAUGGAAACUGGGUCACAUGACCGCCUGGAGGAAGGCGUUCUGAGCCUGGGGCUUGCAAAUGGGGCAAGCAGGCGUCCUGAUGAAGAGGGAGAUGAGGCAGCUGGAAUAGGCAGUGGUGCAGCUGGAGUGGGGCAGAAAAGGGCAGAAUGCAGUCUACUAGGGCAAAUCUGGGGUGCAGGACAGGGCAAGACUAAUCAUCUCCAGCAGCAGCAGCUGCAGGCACCCUGCUGGGAUAGUAGGGAGGCUCUCAGCUCUGCCAAUGAGGCCGAUAUGGAAAGUGCCAGGAAUCUCAUGGCUUUCUCAGCCUGUGCGGGGUCCUUGCUGUCCUGUGCUUGCCCCGAAGAACAAGUUCAGACUGCACAGCUGUAUGAGAAGUUCAACCAGGAAAUGAGCAGCGAAAGGACUGAGUCUGGGCCAGAAGGGAGGGCUGCAGAUGGUGAACGUGGCCCGCCCGAAGACCUUAGCACGUUGCAGACAGCACUGAGCCAGGCGCGGCACGGCCAUAAGCCACCCAACUGCAACUGUGAUGGUCCGGACUGCCCUGACUACCUGGAGUGGCUGGAGAAGAAAAUUAAGCUGGCAGCCAGUGAUCAGGACAAGAGACACUGCAAGGUGCCUGGUGCUCUCCACUCAGACCUCCAAGAAAAUCCCUCCCAACCUACAUCCCAGGUCAAUGGAGCCAACCUCCCCUCCUCCACCCCCGACCCCCUUCAACGAGUGGCUCACACCCCACACCCCACCCCUUUGCCAUGUUCCUUAGCACCUAUUCCUUGCUCUCCUAGUGUUCUCUCAAUUGCUAAGGAGAAGAACAUCAGUUUGCAGACAGCCAUUGCUAUUGAGGCCUUGACACAGCUGUCAGCUACUGUUCCCCAGACUGUGGUUCCACCUGCAGAGGCUUCCUCUGCAAACCACGCACACCAUGACCCUCAUCAUCACCUUCCUCCCCAUGCACAGAAUGGUUCUCAGCAAAUCAUGUCCUCUGGUGUCCCCUUAUCCUCUACUUGCUCUUCCCCUAUACCACAGUCUGUCCCUCAAGGGCUGUACCCCCAGCAGGAGUCUCACUCCUGGGAGCAGCACAGGAGGCAGUCCCAGGCAGAUAAUUCCUUGCAUGGCCAGCCUCUCCGUUCCUUCCCUGGGUCCACCUCCAUGUCAGGCAACUCUCAGUCUCAGCAGUGGCAGCAGGUUCCUGAGGGAGCUUGUGAUAAGAACUCCCCAAGGAACCCAUGGAUGAUGCUAAAUUCAGAGUCCCAGUCCCGCUUUCCACCUUCCGCAUCCCCUCAAAUCAGCGGAGAUCCAAUGUCAGAGCUGAAGCAACUGUUGGGAGACACAAGUGGGAAGUACACAAAUCCCACAUUCAAGACCCCUGCUCCACAUCAUCACCCACAACCCAGUCUGAAAGAGAAAGGCUCAGGUCAGGGAGUACCCCAGAUCAAGCAGGAGGUGGACUCAGGAGAAUACCUGGGUUCAGCAUGUGCUGCGAUGGAGAGGUACGGAAUGGCAAAUGGGCAGCAGCUGUUGUCUGGCCGGCCACUCUCCCCAGGCAGCGCAGCCAUUCGACAUGAAACUCAGGCAGCUCUGCAGCACCACCUCCAUCAUAAGAGAAACCUCUUCUCAAGCUCACCAAGCCUUCCUCUGCCUCCACCUUUCCAGGGCUUCCAGGACCUGCGUAAGUGGUGGCCACAGGGCACCAUGGCAAUCAAGCAGGAGCCUAAGGAUCUGAAGAAGAAGAAGAGCAGCCAUGGUUCUCCAUCACUAAACUAUCCAUCACUGUUGGGACUGGCACCGCAGCCGAUGCCUCCUCUGCCCAAACCCAAGCAGAUUGUGAUCAAAAAGCCCAAACAGAAGGCCUCACAGCCCACCUUCAUGCCAAUGGUUCAAAUUUCUUUUCAGAAGCCACCUCCCAGCCGUCAGGAGAAUGUGCCCCUUACGGCCCUGGCUACCUCAGCCCCAGUGUUGGCGGCUACGGAACCAGGACCUCUACCCUGUCCGACUCCAGUCCACUCUCAGGAAUCCAUUUUUAACAGUGCUAUAACUCCCCCGACCCACCGCAACAUUUCCGAAAGCAGUCCUGCCAUGUUUACCCCUGUCUCUUCCUCAGUCCCUCUGUCCCAGGAUGACCAGGAUGGUUCAGGAGUAGCAGGGUCUGGGAAUGGUAGUCCAGCAUCGCAGACUCCUGUUUCCCAAGCAGGCCCUUCUCUUGGAGGGCUUGGUACCCUAAACCCCAAACUGGAGGAGCUGAUUCGCCAGUUUGAGGCAGAGUUCGGGGAGCCGUCUUUGGUACCUUCUGGUCCCGACUCUCAAACUCAAACUCCAGACCCAGCCCUAGCUCAACCUAUGGCAGUGGAGUCUCAGCCAAACUCAGGGCAAGCUGUCCCUCUUGAUCCCCCUUUGGGUGAGCUCCCGGCUAACCCUACAGCUCUUGCAGGUGAUGUCCCAAUGACUCCAGCUCCCUCCUCACCAGCAAGCAAGGUGAUGGAUGUAGAAGAAAAGAAAAAUAUGAGUGUGGCUGAAACAGAACCCCUCCAGGCAUCUGUGGACAGUAAAAUGGAGCAGGAGUGUAAUGGGAUGGCUGUAGGAGAGAACUGCUCCUUGCCACAGACCUUUCUUGAAUGCCCAGAAUCCCUCCUGCAGCUACAGCAGCAGCAACAUCGCGUCUUAGCAGACCCCUUCACUGCACCCUGCUCUCCACUGCCGAAGAGAAUGAAGGUUGAGUCUUCAGGUGGCGUAACAGUGCUCUCCACCACUGGCUGCUUCCCUACCACUUUAGAUGACAGUGAAACACCCACAAAAGCCCCUGCCUCUGGCCCCUCUCUGCGUAGCUUCUUGGAGUCUCCUCUGCGCUAUCUGAACACCCCCCCAAAGAACUUUUUGGACACACCUGCCAAGGACGCUCAGGCAGAGUUCCCUUCUUGCGACUGUGUUGAGCAAAUUGUGGAGAAGGACGAGGGUCCCUACUACAACCACCUGGGGUCAGGGCCAACCGUGGCCUCGAUUAGAGAACUUAUGGAGAACAGGUUUGGAGAGAAGGGUGAGGCCAUACGCAUAGAAAAGGUUAUCUACACAGGCAAAGAAGGGAAGAGCUCUCAGGGAUGUCCCAUCGCCAAGUGGGUGAUCCGACGCAGCAGUGAGGCAGAGAAGCUUCUAUGCUUGGUGCGCCAACGUGCGGGCCACCACUGCGUCAAUGCCGUCAUCAUUGUUGUCAUCUUGAUCUGGGAAGGUGUGCCCCGGUCCCUGGGUGACAGACUGUACCGGGAGCUGUCUGAAACGCUAACCAAGUUUGGCAACCCCACAAGCCGCCGCUGUGGGCUAAACGAAGACCGCACCUGUGCAUGCCAAGGGAAGGAUCCUGAAACCUGUGGUGCUUCAUUCUCCUUUGGGUGCUCCUGGAGCAUGUACUUCAAUGGUUGCAAAUACGCCCGCAGCAAAACACCACGCAAGUUUAGACUGCAAGGAGACCACCCCAAAGAGGAGGAGAAUCUCAGGGAUAACUUCCAGGAACUGGCCACAAGGGUGGCCCCUUUGUACAAGCAACUUGCCCCCCAGGCAUACAGCAAUCAAUGUGCUAUGGAGGAAGUUGCUUCAGACUGUCGACUGGGCCUGAAGGAGGGAAAACCAUUCUCUGGAGUAACUGCUUGCAUGGAUUUCUGUGCUCACGCCCACAAAGACCAGCACAACCUGUAUAACGGAUGCACUGUGGUGUGUACACUGACGAAAGAAGACAACCGGGUGGUGGGCAAGAUCCCAGAUGAUGAGCAGCUACAUGUGCUGCCACUGUACAAGAUAUCCACAACAGAUGAAUUUGGCAGUGAAGAGAGUCAGCGACUCAAGGUUCAGAAUGGCGCAAUACAAGUGCUCAGCAGUUUCCGACGUGAGGUGCGCAAGCUGCCAGAGCCUGCAAAAUCCUGUCGCCAACGCAGACUAGAGGCAAAAAAGGCUGCUUCUGAGAAGAAAAAAGCGCAGAAGCAGCAGCUGGCUGAGAUACCUGAAAAGACCAUAAAGACAGAAUUGCGCCACUCUGGCCCCGAUGAGUUACAGCAAGGAAACAAAGCAAUCCCCAAGCAGGAAGUGAAACCCACCAUCAAGUCAGAGUCCAAGGAUGGGUUCCUGUCUGUCAAUGGAGUCUUACAGGGCUACUCUACAAUAGGAAACUGCAAGGAAACCAAACCCUAUAGCAUGAACAAUGUCUAUUCCCACCCUGGUUACUAUGCAAGUGGCCACCCUUCCAGCGGGCCGCCUUCUACCCCUCCAGCCCCAAGCCCUGUCAAUGGCUUUCAUCCCAAACUCCCAGCGCUGCACUACAGCUACUACAAUUACUCCUCCAAUGCACUGUUUUCCCCACAGUUUCUUGGCUAUGAAGGCCACAAUGGCACCUGGCCCAAGGUGGCAGCCACAGCUGCUUCCUUUGACAAGAAGCCAGAUGUACAAAGUCUUCAGGCCAGCUUGGGUCACUCCUAUCCAGACCACCCAGAGCAGCAGCCCAGUGAUCCAGCCAAAUGCAGUUAUCCAUCUGACUUUGCAAAGUCUCUGGCACCCCCAACCCGGCCUCUGUCAGCGCCAUCAGAUCCUCGUUCCAGAUCUGCUCCGGUUAUUAAACAGGAGCCUGUUGAUAUGCCUCUUUUCCCAGACUGUGCGGCAGGAGGAGCAUCCCGGAAUUGUGGCGCUAACUACAGCCCUGCCCCACGAUCUGAGGCCUGGCCAGGGCACAAGGUGAAUGGGACUUUGGCACCUGAUGUUUGGGACAGUAUAAAACAGGGUUCUCAGGGGACCUUCACUCCACAGAAACAGCAGGUCCACCAGCAGCAUCCACAUCAGCCUCGCCACAAUCAGCAGCCCCAACAUCCACAGCAAUGGACCUCCUUUCCAGGUGCUAGCACCCCUCUGGCCUCUCCAGCUCCAUCUCCUUCUCCUUCUCUCAAAGGAACACCCUCCCCAGCUCCCACCUCUCAACUCUCCAGUGCCCACAUCUGGGAGAACCCUUCCUCUGGUCUUCAGUCCACAGCCUGGGGCAUGGGACUGGCUGGAUAUAGUGUGGGUCUGAAGCAUAGUGGCACUGCUGGCAGUUUCCCAGAUAAGCUAUGGAGCAAGGCGGGUGAAAGCAGAGGCUCCACACCCCUUGGAUUACAGGAGAAAGUCUGGAAGUCCUGUGGUGGUUCAGCAGCAGGGAGCACCCCUUCUCCUGCACCAGAAGGUCGGCUGUUCCCUGAUGCCUUCCAGCAACCAGAGGUGCAAACCAGCUGUGAACCUGCUGGUACUGAGAGCGAAGCAGAGCGUGAGCCUGAAGAAGAGGAGGUGUGGUCAGACAGUGAGCAUAACUUCCUCGAUCCCGAUAUAGGCGGCGUAGCUGUGGCACCAGCCCAUGGCACUAUCAUGAUCGAGUGUGCUCGGCGGGAGUUGCAUGCCACCACGCCACUGAAGAAACCAGACCGCAGCCACCCAACACGCAUCUCGCUUGUCUUCUACCAGCACAAAAACCUGAACCAGCCAUGCCACGGCCUGGCACUGUGGGAGGCCAAGAUGAAGUUGUUGGCAGAGCGGGCACUGCAGCGGCAGCAGGAGGCAGCACUGCUUGGCCUCUCACAGGAGGACAUCAAGGCCUAUGGUAAGAAACGCAAGUGGGGAACUAUGGCUGGAGGAGCAAGUGCUGGACCAGGACAAGGCAAGGAGAGGAGGGAAGGGGUAACCACACGCCAGGCCCCAACACAGCACUCCACCUCCAUCAUCACAGUGUCUCCAUAUGCCUUCUCCCAGCUCACUGGUCCCUACAGUCGCUGGGUGUAAGGAGCUGGAUGGACAAGGUGGAAGGACCACAAAAAACGAGAGCCAGAGCUUCAGCUUCCCCUACAUCCCCUCUCCUGUCUCCCUUACCAACUCUCUUUGGCUCUUCACCCAGCUCUUACUUUUUAGUCUGGUCCCCAGGGGGAUUUCUCAUUUUGAAUUUGAUUUUUUUUUUUUUUUUUUUUUUUUUUUUACCUCAAAUUAGGCAGCAGAUCGGGACACUGCCUGCCGGACAAGCUGCCUUUGGUGCUCUUUCUCUCUCCAACGUAGGAGGGGUUACAUCCUUUCUUCUCCUUAAUACAAUAAUGAUUCAAAUUAUUAUUAUUAUUACUAUUAUUAUCAAUAUUACUAUGAUUGUUAUUGUUACUGUCAAUGUUGCUAUUACUGGUAUUGUUAUUGAGGUUAAUGAUUUUUGUUAUUAAUAUUAUUGUUUUCAUUAAUGUUAUUAUUGAUAUAAUUUUUUUGGGAAGGCUGGGAUUUCUCAGUCAUGCUUACUUCUUUCCCCAUGAAACUAGAAUCAUGCAGAACACAGCUUCUUUUCCUUUUUGGUUUUUUCAUUGAAUUCCACACAGAGGUGGGGCAAGAGGUUACAGCCAUUUGUCAAAUAAGACUCCACGAGGAGAUGGAAAAAAAUUGAAGAGUUUUUUUCCCCCCCAAUGAAAAUAAGCAACAUCAGGAAUGAAAAGGAGAGACUUUGUUUUACACAAAGAACUUGUUUUAAUUCUGUAAGCAUGAAGAGCUUUUUAAAAGUCUAUUUUGCUAAGGAGUGGAAUUGCCUUUGGAUUGAAAAAACAGAACAACGUCAAGAAGUCCCACCUCCAUUCUUCUGGCUCCCUCUUUUACAGGGAUCAGGAGGACUGAGUGCAACUAUUUUCUCUCCAGAGGCAGCAGUGAGCCAGGAACCCCCCUCUAUGUCUCGCUCUCACUUUCAUAGUCUCUCUCAACUGGUGCUUUUCCUCUGUCUAUGGCAACAGCUCGGACGUCCUGGUUUGCCCUUUCUCUGUCCAUCCCUAAUGCAACAUGUGCCCUUAGCGCAGACUUGAGCAAGUAGAACAAGCUCCAGUCCACGUACUUAUCUUGUUUGCACAUUUGGAAACCCCGUUCCUCUGAAGUCCUCCUGGAGGUCAGAGGUGACCGCUGUGCAAUGGUGCUGAUACAGUCCCCCUGUGUGCCCACCCCACCCCACCAUGCCUACCUGUCCUGUACUUAAAACACAGACACACCCACCGACUGGCUUUGGUCAUCACACAUAGAUAGUUUCUGCUUCAGUCAACAGAUUCAUCCCGAUCACAAGCAAUGUGUGACGGCAGAAGCCUGGCCAAGACAGGCCGAUGACAGGCAUGCACUGUAAUUGGGUCCAGAAAACUAUGCUUCAUUGCGCCAUCUCUUGUUGUCCUGCUUGGUGCUGUGGGCACAGGCCCAUGUGCCUUAGCCAGCCAGACCGGCUCCGGACGUGUCUGCUCUACUCUCAUACAGGUGCAGCAGCCCCUUCCGCCUCGCACACAGAUUACCAUCCCCUCUUGGUGAAACUCUUCGUGGGUACUGUAAUGCCUUCAGCACAUUUAGAAACAACGGUGCUUGUUUUACACACUGAAAUAUCCUUGGCCUUUCUCUCUGGGCUCACGUGCUAUGGCGGACAAUAUUAUGCAUAUGUGUCUUUCCCAGGUACCGUGAGUCCAUGUAUAGGUAGUCGAUAAGAGCAGAUGCUCCAGGUAAUGCUGUGUUCCUGUUUGUAGUAAGCUACUGAAACAGUCCUAAAGCUUUUUUAAAAGUCAAUUCUAACCCUUCCCAAAAAAGCGCAAUCAUAAGCUUAACACCCAGUCAGAGAUGUUUUAGGAACACAGCAUUAUUGGUGUGAAAACAAAUGGGUCUUUGUCUCUGUUACCUUACCUUAAGUGAGACAAACAGAGGUGGGGAUUCCCCAACUGUGUGCUUACAGGUGAUAAGAGAGCAUAGAGGAUAGAGUACAGAGGUGCAGCAAUGUCACAGUUGCGUGUUAACUCCUAGCGCUGGCUUGGCCCAGUCUUCAUUGAUCCAGGCAGCAGUAGGUUGUAUCCGCGCCUGUGCUGGGUGAUGGUGAGAAUAUUUGACCUACACAGAAAAAAAAAAUGAUCCUAGCUGUACCAACUCAUACAGUAGUCUGCUGUUAGUCGCAAUGCACUUAAUUGGACACACCGUGCGCUACUGCAGUUUCUCCAUCAAUGAGUCUAAGCUCUGGAACUAUACAUGCUGUGCUUAUAGCUAAUAUUGCGGAUGUGGCUCAGCCCUCCCUGUUUGAAUGAGGCCAUUUGUGACAGUCGGUGCUCAGUGGGGUUCGUCCUGUCUUCUGCUUGUCCAGCCAAACAGGGUACAAUGCUCCCAGGCCUUAGCACUUUCCUCACCCAAGAGUGAGUUGGCACAGGCUGAGGGCAUGGGUCAGGGAGGAAUUGUCUUUUCCAUCAUUUUGUUGCACUGUGCUACGUGUUGCUUUAGCACCGAGCCACAUACUGAUGUUGGUCUGCUGUGGAGUGUGCACAUAGGGCUUAGGCUGGUUUACAGAAGGCCAGAAACUCCUUGGUGCUCAAAGUGGAUGGAUCCUGGUGCUUUUCAAGAGGUCAAGCUCUCUAUACCUCAUGUUGUAGAGACACUGGUCACAAUCACAAUGUGCUACAAACACUCGGGUGCUAUGGAGGACUGCAAAAGUGUUUGUCUAUGGCUCCCGUGUGAUUGCUGCCUACAUAUACAUCAUAAUCUA
Scleropages formosus (Asian bonytongue) is the source of this 10005-nucleotide messenger RNA. It is a transcript of the gene tet3, whose product is annotated as tet methylcytosine dioxygenase 3. Gene Ontology annotation, biological process: positive regulation of transcription by RNA polymerase II; chromosomal 5-methylcytosine DNA demethylation, oxidation pathway. NCBI's taxonomy places the organism in Eukaryota, Metazoa, Chordata, Actinopteri, Osteoglossiformes, Osteoglossidae. Gene Ontology annotation, cellular component: nucleus. The transcript is spliced from 10 exons. Gene Ontology annotation, molecular function: DNA binding; DNA 5-methylcytosine dioxygenase activity; zinc ion binding. The record is from RefSeq and is a predicted model, not a curated record. The coding region runs from base 1497 to 7274 and encodes 1925 amino acids.